Messenger RNA from Syzygium oleosum, 732 nucleotides. RefSeq lists its product as uncharacterized. The record is from RefSeq and is a predicted model, not a curated record. Lineage: Eukaryota; Viridiplantae; Streptophyta; Magnoliopsida; Myrtales; Myrtaceae. The coding region runs from base 1 to 324 and encodes 107 amino acids. The transcript has 3 exons.
AUGCAAAUUCCAUUGUGUUUAGACAAGCUCUCCCAACUGUCUAAGAUCUCUAUUACAGGAUUUGUGUUGGAGGUUAUGCAUAUGACCUUGUCUCAGCUUUCAAGUCUUCCUUGUCUGCAGAUUCUCAAACUUUCAUAUUUUAAUUCACCUGAUGAAAACCUGCUUAUUCAUCAACUGUCUAAAUUAACAAGUGUCAAGUAUUUGGAACUGAGAGUUGACGGAUCUAGAGAUGCGAGUCUACUUCCGUUAACUCUCUUGAUCGGGGCAUGUCCCUACUUGCGGAGUUUUGUGUUUGAGGCGGAGAGAAUUGAAAAGAGAUGCUAGACCUCCUGAACGGUACCUAAAGGAGGUUGAAUUUUAUAAUUAUUAUGGUCGACCUUGUAAUCUCGAGCUAGUGAUUUACCUUGUCGAAAAUGCCCUUGCUCUUGAGAAGUUAGUGGUGAACCCUUGUGACGAAGAAUUUGUCUCUCGUGCAAGCAGAAAUUGUUGGCAAUGAUGAAGGAACCUAGAGAACGGGCUUUGCCGCAGUUCAAGGGAAAGUUACCUUCAAAGAUUGAUCUGGUGAUUAAUUAAUGGAACUCGAGCCUUGUUCACGCUGCAUCCACAGAGUCAACAAGGAUGGCUAUUAUUCUGCAAGCUACCCCUCUUCCCCUCCUCAAGGUUAUUAUUUUUUUUACUCCGGAUAUAAGUUUAUUUAUUAAUAAUUUGUUGUUCCGGAUUUUAUUCUGGAUU